This is a messenger RNA of Xenopus tropicalis (tropical clawed frog), 4690 nucleotides long. It is a transcript of the gene blm, whose product is annotated as Bloom syndrome RecQ like helicase. Gene Ontology annotation, molecular function: ATP binding; 3'-5' DNA helicase activity; hydrolase activity. The transcript has 22 exons. Lineage: Eukaryota; Metazoa; Chordata; Amphibia; Anura; Pipidae. The coding region runs from base 438 to 4544 and encodes 1368 amino acids. Gene Ontology annotation, cellular component: nucleus. The record is from RefSeq and is a predicted model, not a curated record. Gene Ontology annotation, biological process: DNA recombination; DNA replication; DNA repair.
UCAGUCCAGUAAGCGCCCAGUAAAACCGGAACUGACGUCACCACCCCGCUCAUUCUCUGAAAUCUAGAACUUGUGCGGAGAGUACGGAUAGGCGUGACGUAAAAUAAUCUCGCCGUAUCCACGGCGCGUUACUAAGGGAAAAGAGUCGCUCUUUUUUGUCGUUUCUUUCACUCCAGCAAAUCCCUGCAAACUUCCUGCGGCGCCAAUAGAGGAGAGGGAACUAUGAGAGAAUGGUGCGGAGAGUGUGAAGAAAUAGCGCAAAGCCUGAAGGAGAAGUGGAGCUUUUCGUGCUGAACAGGGCUCUUUGCUAAACCCUGUGGUGCUUACAGCUUCAUGGCAUUUUAAAAACUUUAUCCUGGUUGAAUGCCUCUGGCAAAUGGGCAUUGGUGUAAAGUCACUGGAACCUGUAUGUUCUCCAUGAUAGAGCCUCCCACAUCAUGGCUGCUCUUCCACAAAAUAAUCUUCAGAAGCAGCUAGAACUUUUCUCUGCAAAGGGAACUGCCAACAAGCUUUCUCUUCAGAAACCAAAAUCCAGUGUUUUUACCUUUAAAAAGAAAUGUUCUCCAAAUGGUUCAUUGUCAACUGGCUUCGUUGAAGUUAAGCAAAAUGUUGCUUUAAAGGACAAAAAUGUGAAUGUGAAACAAAAUGAUGUCCAAACAAACCUCACAGUUUUGCCAAAAUCUGCAGAACGCAAUAAAAUAAAUGGAUUUUUCACCCCGGUCUACACAAAGUCCACACAGCUGCCACAGACAGUGGCAGUGAAGGACCACGUCCAUAUCAAUGACUCUGCAAACAAGCACCCAAGAGUGGAGGAUUCUGCAUCCAAGAAAACAGGGAUUAAUACCUCCUUUGGUUCUGUUACCAGUUUGGAGGAAUGGGAUGAUCUCGAUGAUUUUGACACAUCUGUGUCUCCCCCCAAGAGUCAGGCUGGCAAAAUAAAAAUAACUCCUCAAAAUUGCAAGAACACAUCUCCUGUUUCUUCUAAAAUUCAGUGUCUGAGCCCUAAAGGGCCAACCAUUGAAAAGCAGAUGUGUGCCAAGAAACCAUAUGAGAAUAAUGAGAUCGCUUCUGAGCCACAAAAACUUGUGCAUGCUCAAACAGCAGAAAUGCCAGACAAAUCAUUAGUUUGUUUGGGGUCUGUGGAACAUACAAAUUUAGGCAGUGCAGAGAAAGACACAUGUAGGAACAUUGAUUAUUCAGGAACUGAUGAUAUAGAACAUGAUCAAGAGACGCUUUCACAGGCACUUAUUGAAAAUGAAGAUGAUUGUGAACCUGAUUUUAUUCCCCCAUCCCCAUCAGAUGAAAGUCUGUCCUCUCCUCCGGUUUUAAGAGUAAUUGGUGCACAAAGGAAACACAAAGUCUCUUCUGUAACAGAUGUAAAUGACUGUGAAAAUACAGCUGAUCACCUGCAGAGCCAAUGUGUCUCUUCUUCACUUGAUUCCAAAGUGCCUUCUCAUCUUUUGAGUGUGAUGCUUGAAAUCUGUGACUUGGUUGACAAGAUUCCAAUAUCAGAGCUACACGUGCUGUCUUGUGGGAUGGACCUCAAGAAAAAAAGGGACAUGCGGAAGCGCCUCUUGUUAAAUAACUCUGUGUUAAGAUCAUCUCCUGCUGACAGCUCAACAGUAUCUUUGACUUCCUGUCCAUCCCAAAAUAUGGAAUUUGAUGUUAGUGCUCCCAAGGAUGCAGAAAGUUUCUCUGGAUCUUCUGUGAACAAAAUCUUUAAAUUCAAUAAAUUGGUUGCAGACGAGUUUGGCACAAAGGGAAAUGAUAGGGCUUCUGAUUUUGCUCCCAAUUUCAGGGAGAAAAUGGAGAAUAAAACCUCCUUCUCUCUCCAGGCUGGAGGAGAUUCAGUGAUGGAAGACUCCUUCAGUUUUCAGAGCAAUGUUCUUAGCACCAGCCAGUUUAAUACCCCACAAAAUGAGAAGCCAGUCUCAUCUAGCACCUGCGCCAGACCCAUCAGUCAGCCUAUAGAUGACAUGGAUAACCCUGAUCUUGACUUUGAUAUUGAUAACUUUGAUAUUGAGGACUUUGAUGAUCAGCUCAUGGACAGCCCUGCAGCUCCUCCUGUUUCCAGCAAAAAUGCUCCACAGUACCCAACAAUAUGUGAGACACAGUUUGAUUCUGGAAGUAAAGAGAAAGUUACACGUCAUAAUGUCGGUGACAAAACUAACACAGAGUUAUCAGACUCCCUACUAAAGCCACAGAUAGUGAACCCAGCCCUUGAACGAUUCAAAAGCUUUAACUUUCCUCACUCCAAGGAAAUGAUGAAGAUUUUUCACAAGAAAUUUGGUUUGCAUCGGUUCCGGACGAACCAGCUAGAAGCAAUUAAUGCAUGCUUGCUUGGGGAAGACUGCUUCAUUCUUAUGCCAACAGGUGGUGGGAAAAGUCUAUGCUACCAACUGCCAGGCUGUGUAUCCCCAGGAGUCACAAUUGUCAUCUCUCCCCUCCGGUCCCUGAUUGUAGAUCAGGUUCAAAAGCUCACCUCUUUGGAUAUUCCAGCUACAUAUCUCACUGGAGAUAAGACAGAUGCUGAAGCUGCUAGUAUUUAUUUGCAACUCUCUAAGAAAGACCCUAUCAUUAAACUUCUCUAUGUCACUCCAGAAAAGGUCUGUGCAAGUACCAGGCUAAUAUCAACCAUGGAAAAUCUAUAUGAGCGUCAGUUGCUGGCACGAUUUGUCAUCGAUGAGGCUCACUGUGUCAGUCAGUGGGGCCAUGAUUUCCGGCCAGACUACAAGCGUCUGAACAUGCUACGCCAGAAGUUUCAGUCUGUACCAAUGAUGGCUCUCACAGCAACUGCAAACCCCCGUGUACAGAAGGAUAUUCUUAAUCAACUAAAGAUGACCAAACCUCAAAUAUUUACAAUGAGCUUUAACCGAGACAACCUAAAAUAUGACGUACUUCCAAAAAAACCCAAGAGGGUGGCAUUGGACUGUGUGGAGUGGAUCAAGAAAUAUCACCCAAAUGAUUCCGGAAUCAUUUAUUGUCUGUCACGACAUGAGUGUGAUACAAUGGCAGAUACCCUGCAGAAGGGGGGCCUUGCUGCACUUGCAUAUCAUGCAGGACUAGCUGACUCUAACAGAGAUUAUGUACAGCAUAAGUGGAUAAACCAAGAUGAUUGCCAGGUAAUCUGUGCUACCAUUGCCUUUGGAAUGGGCAUUGAUAAGCCAGAUGUGAGGUAUGUCAUUCAUGCUUCUCUACCAAAGUCUGUGGAGGGAUAUUACCAGGAGUCAGGGAGAGCUGGCCGAGACGGGGAAAUAUCCCACUGCCUCCUGUUCUACAGCUACAGUGAUGUAACAAGAAUUCGUAGGCUAAUACAAAUGGAGAAAGAUGGAAACAGCCAUACAAAACAGACACAUUUUAACAACCUAUACAGUAUGGUCCACUACUGUGAAAAUGUAGUGGAGUGUCGCAGGAUGCAACUCCUGGCUUAUUUUGGUGAAAAUAAUUUUAAUCCAAACUUCUGCAAAGAGAACACACGAGUCAGUUGUGAUAACUGUCUUGGGAGGAAGGAGUUCAAAUCCAGAAAUGUGACCGAUGAUGUGAGAAACAUUGUGAGAUUUGUGCAAGAAAAUUGCUCUUCAGCACGUGGCAAGGGUAGAAGCAACAGCAGUCGACUGACCCUUAACAUGAUGGUAGAUAUAUUCCUAGGUUCUAAGUCUGCAAAAAUCCAAACUGGGCUAUUUGGGAAAGGAGCUGCUUAUUCACGGCACAAUGCAGAACGUCUCUUCCGGAAGUUAGUCCUGGACAGGAUAUUAGAUGAAGAGCUUUACAUUACUGCCAAUGAUCAGGCUGUGGCCUAUGUAAAAACAGGAGAGCGGGCGCAGGCUGUGCUAAAUGGAUUCUUGACGGUUGAGUUCCAAGACACCGAAAAUGCCUCCAGCCUCAGAAAGCAAAAGGCAUCAGUUGUCGCUAAUACGUCCCAAAGGGAAGAAAUGGUCAAGAAGUGCCAGGCAGAGCUCACAGAACUCUGUAAACGCCUGGGCAAAAUAUUUGGAGUUCAUUACUUCAACAUCUUCAACACGGCCACAAUACGGAGAAUUGCAGAAUCACUAUCUCCUGAGCCUGAUGUGUUACUUCAGAUUGAUGGUGUUACAGAGGAUAAGUUGGAGAAAUAUGGUGCAGAGCUAAUUGAUGUUUUACAGAAAUAUUCUGAGUGGACACUUCCAGUGGAAGAUAUUCACCAAAAAUCUAGUGGGCCUGCCAAUUUCUCUGCAAGGAGAUAUGAUAGUGAUGAUGAUGAUGAUGAUGAUGGUGAGAGAGGUGAAAAGUCGUCUUACUUCAGCACCAAGAGUAAUAAAGGUACAAAGCGGAAGAAUGCCCCCACCUUUAGGAAGUCCAAAAAACGAAAGACUGGAGGAGAUGGUCAGCAGUCCCAUCCCAAGAAUGCGACAGGUUCAUUUUCUAGGAAUAAUUCUACUGCCAAAACAUCUAGUAGCUACUACAGUGGUUCAAAGACAGGAGCUGAUAAAAGACCUGGAUUUAUGGCACCACCAUUGCCUCAGCCCAACAGACGCUUCCUUAAACCAUCCUACACUCUGUUUUGACCUUCUAUAUAUUAUGUUGGACUGACAAAACUAUCUGUAUAUUAUGUAUAAUAUAUAAAUAUAUAUAUAUUUGUUGGGUUUCUAUGUGUUUUUUAAUUGAAAGAAAUACAGUUAUAAAUAAAUAAUCUUUAACUUGUUUAAGAAGU